Messenger RNA from Branchiostoma floridae (Florida lancelet), 2229 nucleotides. RefSeq lists its product as uncharacterized. Bases 438 to 1952 code for a protein of 504 amino acids. The transcript is spliced from 4 exons. NCBI's taxonomy places the organism in Eukaryota, Metazoa, Chordata, Leptocardii, Amphioxiformes, Branchiostomatidae. The record is from RefSeq and is a predicted model, not a curated record.
UCUAGGUCGCAGAGAGAGCGCGGCGAGAGCGCCGUCCUAGUGGAAAGGGGGUGUAUAUACGGCCCUUUGAGUGGGUGGAUAACACACGGGGCUGGACCUGCCGCCUGCACCGUAAUCAUAAUAAAACUACUACCACAAGAUUUGCGAAACAAUUCUUUAAUAAUCCCCAAAGUGAAAGAAUUUCCCUGCUCUUGUGCGUUUAGUGACAAAGGUGGUGGGAGGAAAAUGAAGGAAUCCUCGCCUAGCUAGGAUAAUCAUAGAAAAGACUAGCCUUUGAGUUUCGGUGUGCAUUGCUUUUUUUAAUACUACUACUAGUCAGUACUAGUGGUCUGACAUAAUCACAAGUUAGGAAAAUAUUUUGAUCUUAGUCCUGACACUGGUUACUUUCUCACUUCAAUUUCAUUCUUACUCGUGCCACUAGGUCAGACGGGCGUUUCAUGGACAUUGUAGGAAAGCUGCGGUCGUCCUUCCUGACUUUUCACAAGGCCACGGAGUCAACGCCCGCGGACAAGUUCCCCAAGAAGAAAACAAAGUGGCACCAGGAGGCCGUUCAAAUCAUCAAGAAAAUGGUCGAGAAACCGGACGAGGUGACCAAAGCGAAGUUUGCCACGCACAUCGAGGUGGCAGUCGCCACACCUGCCGUUUUCGCCCUUGUCAAUGAGGUGGCUGAGAAAUACAGGAUGGGUGGCAUUGUGGGCAGUGGCCACAAGCCAGUGGUCAAACAAGGCUUGUUCGAAUUCCUCCAAGGCAGGCCCUCAGAGAGGCAAGAGCACUGGCUGCAACGCCUUUUGGAGGGGCUGUCGGUGAUAGAUUUCAAGGACGCCUUGAAGAAGGAACCAAGGAUGGGCAGUGUAAAGUAUCUGCGGGAGGAGUGUGACAGGUGGAAAGACAGGGCUGAAGAAGCAGAAGGAGAACUGGAACAGUGGAAGCAGCGGGCCGAGGCAGCGGAGGCGGAACUGGCAAUGAUCAAAAGCUCCCAACCCAUCCAGAAGGUCAAGGACCACCCCCAGUCCAAAGACCACCGGUCUAAGGGUGAACGGAACCCUCACCAUUACGGCAGGCGGAGCCGCUCGCCUUCUCCAUCCCACAGGACAGCGACUUCUCCAUCGCACGGGACAGCGACUUCUCCAUCCCGUGAGACAGGGACUUCUCCAUCCCGCGAGACAGGGACUUCUCCAUCCCGCGGGACAGGGACUUCUCCAUCCCGCGAGACAGGGACUUCUCCAUCCCGCGGGACAGGGACUUCUCCAUCCCGCGAGAUAGCGACGUCUCCAUCCCGCGGGACAGGGACUUCUCCAUCCCGCGGGACAGGGACUUCUCCAUCCCGCGGGACAGGGACUUCUCCAUCCCGCGGGACAGGGACUUCUCCAUCCCGCGGGACAGGGACUUCUCCAUCCCGCGGGACAGGGACUUCUCCAGCCCGCGAGAUAGCGACUUCUCCAGCCCGCGAGAUAGCGACUUCUCCAGCCCGCGAGAUAGCGACUUCUCCAGCCCGCGAGAUAGCGACUUCUCCAGCCCGCAAGAGAGGCCCCACAGCCCGUACCGGUCGCCACCCCACAGCCCGUACACAACCCACCCGACAGUACUCCCGAAAGAGGAAAUCGGCGGCCAGCUCCACCCCCGCCGUUCAGAAGAAAAAAAAGCACACGGAGACCGUUUACCCACCAAAGCCCCUCAAGACCAACCAGCUAGUUGCGGUUGCGUACAAACAGGGGCCGUAUGUGGGUACGGUCAAACGUGUACAGGGGCUGACCGCCGAUGUCAGCUUUAUGGAGUAUCGGGGUGAUGGAGUGUACGCCCCCACAAAUAAGCCUGUGGAGACAGUUGAGCACAAGUACGUGUUUGCUGUUGACUUUCCCGCAAACAAACUGUGUGGAGGAAAGGUCCACGUGCUAAGCAAUGAGCAGCUGAGCAAGGGCUUCAAAAAGUACAUUUCAGCGUAUGGCCUGUAAACACUUCUUAUCCCAUCGUGAGCCUUUCCUCCACUCAGUUUGUUUGAAUACUGGUCUCGUCCACUACGAUUUGUGGUUCGUUUAAAAAAAUAUUUACACCCCUUUUUAACAGGAGUAGAGUGGUCCUAGUUUAUCUGGUAAUACUAGAGCAUGCCAGUUGGGCAAUUAUUCACCCCUGUCACCACUGCGUGCGGGGCGAAUCACUAUAUACACAUUAGGGAUAUAAAGCCGAUGGCUGCACAGAUCCACAUCUAGUAGAAAGAGAACUGUGAGUGUA